AUGGCCAGAGAUAUUAUAGCGUUGGACGAUCUUACUCCAAACAAUCUUGGAGUGCUUAAGAAGAUUAAUGAGGUCACCUUGCCUAUAAAAUAUCCUGAAUUGUGGUACAAGCAAAUAUUAGAGUCUUCGAACUCAAUUGUUCAAUUAGCAUAUUACUCUGAGUUGCCUGUGGGAGCAAUAAAAGCCAGAACAUUUCACAACAAUCACAAUUUGAAAUUCAAUGAUUUUGUGAAUAAUAAACUGCUGCAAGUAUUAUCAAAGACCCCUAAUACUGUAUACAUUGAGAGUUUCGCUGUCUUGGAGGCAUACCGUCGUUUAGGGAUUGGGAAAAAAUUAUUGAAUUAUUUGAUUGAAGAGACCAAAAAAAGAUUUAUUCAUGAAAUUAUUAUUCAUGUAAGUGUGGCUAAUGAUGAGGCUAUUGCCUGGUAUAAGAAGCAGGGGUUUCUGCAAGGUGAAUUAGUUGCUGAUUAUUAUAAAGACCAAGGUUUGCAAUCGCCAGAUGCUUAUAUUUUUACUAUGACAGUAUAG
This is a messenger RNA of Candida dubliniensis CD36, 528 nucleotides long. RefSeq names its product peptide alpha-N-acetyltransferase subunit (gene NAT5). Gene Ontology annotation, cellular component: NatA complex. Gene Ontology annotation, biological process: mitotic sister chromatid cohesion. Bases 1 to 528 code for a protein of 175 amino acids. The transcript has a single exon. The record is from RefSeq and is a predicted model, not a curated record. Gene Ontology annotation, molecular function: acyltransferase activity, transferring groups other than amino-acyl groups. NCBI's taxonomy places the organism in Eukaryota, Fungi, Ascomycota, Pichiomycetes, Serinales, Debaryomycetaceae.